This is a messenger RNA of Cryptococcus deneoformans JEC21, 618 nucleotides long. Its product is annotated as 40s ribosomal protein s23, putative. Gene Ontology annotation, biological process: translation. The coding region runs from base 93 to 530 and encodes 145 amino acids. The record is from RefSeq and is a predicted model, not a curated record. Gene Ontology annotation, molecular function: structural constituent of ribosome. Gene Ontology annotation, cellular component: cytosolic small ribosomal subunit; ribosome. The transcript is spliced from 4 exons. NCBI's taxonomy places the organism in Eukaryota, Fungi, Basidiomycota, Tremellomycetes, Tremellales, Cryptococcaceae.
UCCAACGCUCGCCGCCUGACGGCACAUCUUGGCAGUACACUUUAAGUACUCCUUUCUUCAUCCACCAAGUUUAAUCCAACACAUUAUCCACAAUGGGUAGCAACAAGCCUAGGGGUCUGCAGGCCGCUCGAAAGCUCCGUACUUCUCGAAGGGAGAACCGAUGGGCCGACAAGAACUACAAGAAGCGAGCUCUCGGCAAGUUCUACAAGACCUCCCCCACUGGUGGUUCUUCCCACGCCAAGGGUAUCGUUUUGGAGAAGGUCGGUGUUGAGGCCAAGCAGCCCAACUCUGCUAUCCGAAAGUGUGUCCGAGUUCAGCUCAUCAAAAACGGCAAGAAGGUCACUGCUUUCGUCCCCAACGACGGUUGUUUGAACUUCACCGACGAGAACGACGAGGUUCUUAUCUCCGGUUUCGGUCGACGAGGAAAGGCUAAGGGUGAUAUUCCUGGUGUCCGAUUCAAGGUCGUCAAGGUUGCUGGUGUCGGUCUUCUUGCUCUCUGGAAGGAGAAGAAGGAGAAGCCUAGGUCGUAAACUGCUCUUUAUGGUUGGCGCCUUAGGAUGCAUGUAUGAUUUUACACAUAUAGGCGGCCUUGGACGGGUUUAUCUCGUUUUCUCUGUU